Molecule: messenger RNA, 2160 nt
Organism: Ramularia collo-cygni
Lineage: Eukaryota; Fungi; Ascomycota; Dothideomycetes; Mycosphaerellales; Mycosphaerellaceae
Product: related to DNA mismatch repair protein
Exons: 1
Coding region: 1-2160 (719 amino acids)
Biological process (GO): mismatch repair
Cellular component (GO): MutLalpha complex
Molecular function (GO): mismatched DNA binding; ATP hydrolysis activity; ATP-dependent DNA damage sensor activity
Source: RefSeq, a predicted model, not a curated record
AUGGACGAUCUGGAGUCAUCACCGUUACCCUCUCGUGGGACCAAGCGCAAAGCCGAUGAUAUUCAGCCGCCACGGCGAAUCCGAGCACUGCAUCAAGAUGUCGUGAACAAGAUUGCUGCUGGCGAGAUAAUCGUCGCUCCGGUCCAUGCUUUGAAAGAAUUGAUCGAGAAUGCUGUGGAUGCCGGUUCCACCAGCCUGGAAAUCUUGGUCAAAGAAGGUGGACUGAAACUCCUUCAGAUCACUGACAACGGCUGCGGUAUCAGCAAAGAUGAUCUGGCCAUCUUGUGUGAGCGAUUCACCACAUCGAAGCUCAAAGCCUUUGAGGAUCUGCAGGCAAUCAGCUCCUAUGGGUUUCGCGGAGAAGCUCUUGCCAGUAUCAGCCAUAUCGCCCAUCUUGCCGUGACCACCAAAACGGCAGAUUCCAGCUGCGCGUGGAAAGCUCACUACGCAGGCGGCAAGUUGACGCCUGCGAAGCCUGGCCAGACCGCCGACCCAAGACCAACUGCUGGUAGGCAGGGCACACAGAUAGCCGUUGAAGAUUUGUUCUACAACGUACCUACCCGAAGACGAGCAUUCCGCUCAGCCAGUGAGGAGUACGCCAAAAUCGCCGACCUCGUUGGCAAGUAUGCUAUCCAUUGUAAGGGCGUUGCAUUCUCCUGCAAGAAACACGGCGAGUCGGGCGCAGGAAUUGCAGUUCCCGCCACAGCAAGCGUUCGAGACCGCAUUCGUCUCACCCACAGCACGGCAGUUGCCAACGAUCUCAUCGACCUUUCAGUGGCGAGCGAGCAGUAUGGCUUCAGGUGUGAGGGCCUCGUCAGCAACGCGAAUUACAAUGGCAAGCGUACGAUGCUGUUGCUGUUCAUCAACCACCGUUCCGUGGAUUCAUCUGUCAUCAAGAAAGCCGUCGAACAGACGUACGCCGCCUUCCUGCCCAAAGGUGGCAAGCCAUUCAUCUACCUCAGUCUCGAGAUCGAUCCUGCCCGUGUUGAUGUCAACGUGCAUCCGACAAAGCGCGAAGUAAACUUCUUGAAUGAGGAGGAGAUCGUGGACCUUGUGUGUGACGAGAUACGUUCGAAGCUUGGGAAAGUCGACACGAGCAGAACAUUCAUGACUCAAAGUCUCCUGAGUGGUGCGAAGACUCCGGCAAUUUCCAAGGCCAGUACCAUGCCUGAGUCCGCGCCGGCAACGACCCCGAGAGUGCCUCGUCUCACUACUUCCCACUCCCAGUCGAACUCGCGAAAGCCCUACGAAAAUAACAUGGUACGUACGGAUGCARAGGAGAGAAAGAUUACGGCGAUGCUGCCUAAAGCGCAGCGUCCUUCUUCGCCCUCUCGCGAAACAGAUCAAGACGGACUCGAAUACGAGUAUUCAGAGCAGGUGGCUACCAUAUGUCGUCUGACCACCGUCAAGGAUCUUCGGGCCUCGGUGAGAGACAGCAUGCAUAACGGGUUGACAGACACCUUCGCCAAUCACACAUUUGUUGGCGUUGCUGACGAGAGCAAACGCAUCGCGGCGAUUCAGKGUGGGGUUCGAUUGUUCCUCGUCGACUACGGCAUGGUUUCUGCAGAGUUCUUCUAUCAAGUUGGUCUGACAGACUUUGCCAAUUUCGGCAUGAUGCGGUUCAAUCCACCUCUGGUACUUGAUGAGCUACUUCAACUCGGGGUUGAACAGGCGAGGGCGCUUGAGCCUGAUGGCGUCGCUUUCAAUGGCUGGGAUGACGCUUUGCUCGCGGUACGCGGCCAGCUCAUGUCGCGAAGAGGCAUGCUUGAGGAGUAUUUCGCGCUUGACAUCUCGGCGGAGGGGGAGCUGCUAGGCAUUCCCUUGUUGAUCAAAGGCUACAUGCCUUCGCUGGCCAAGUUGCCCAACUUCCUGCUGAGGCUAGGACCACACGUUGACUGGACGGAUGAGCAGGCCUGCUUCCAGAGCUUUCUGAGAGAGCUCGCCAGUUUCUAUGCGCCCGAGGCGCUACCACCGCCACCGCAGGGGGGCGAUGCAGAAGACGGGGACCUUGCCGUCCGAAGGAAACACCUUCAUUAUGCCGUCGAGAACGUCUUGUUUCCGGCCUUCAAAGCGAGGCUGGUGGCCACGAAAGCUUUACUGAAGGGCACCGUUGAAGUCGCAAAUCUGAAAGGUCUCUACCGCGUUUUCGAGCGCUGUUGA